GCACGUCCAAAGAUCAAAAUGGCAACAAAGAGUGAGAUCGAAGACGAGGCGAGUGCGACCACUCCGGUCGAGGAAAAACCCUCCAAGGAAUCGUUAAGUCAGAUGGUGGACAGUGAAAGUAAAGAUGACACAGAUCUUGAUCUGUUGUUGGACAGUGCUUUGGGUGAUUUUGACAAACCUCUGCAACCAGCCACAUUGGAAAAACCAGAGGUUGCAUCAUCAAGUCCAGGACUCAAUAUAAUGACUACAUCCAAAGAACAGGAGGGUGAAAAGAAGACAGAAAAACAGACAAAAGAGGGACCACAACUCCCGCCAAAUCAGGAUGCGCUCUUCGAGGCCCUCUUCAAUGAGAGCCCCGGUGCCCAGCAGUCCGUUGCGGACUUUGAGAACGUCCUCUCUGGUCUGAUGUCUGAGCUUGGUGAGGGUUUCGGGGGAGACCCCCAGAUGGCCUCCGAGAUGCAGAGGAUGUUCCAGACCAUGGCCGCGGGAGCAGGAGCAGGAGCAGGUGCAGGAGCAAUGCCAAAUCCAGCUGCAGGGACUCCUGCAUCCACAACUAGCAACACAAGUGAUUCCAACACAACUCAAACCCCGGAGGAUGUGACUUCAACACUCACAGAUACUCUCACCAGACUAGCACAGAAUGCCAAGGACCUACAGGAGGGUGGGGUGCCUGAUGAAGAGCUCUUGAGAUCGUUUGGAGGUAUGAACAUAGAGGGAGACAACGCUGAGCUACUACCCAUGGUCCAGACUAUGAUGCAGAGUCUACUCUCCAAAGAUAUACUUUACCCUUCAUUAAAAGAAGUAGUAGAUAAGUACCAGGGAUGGUUAGAUGAGAAGAAACCCACACUUAGCAGUGAAGAUCACCAAAGAUAUACGGAGCAGCACAGACUGAUGUCAGCACUGUGUGUGGAAUAUGAGGCGGAGCAAGAUUCAGACGGCAGUACAGUCAAACAGGAGAGAAUGGGAAGGAUUAUGGAGCUUAUUCAGAAGAUGGAGAGCCUAGGACAGCCCCCGGCUGAGAUUGUAGGUGACAUGAAUGCCGGUAUGCCUUUUGAUGAGAACGGCAUGCCACGGAUACCGGGAAUGCCUCAAGGGGACCAGUGCAGUAUUAUGUAAUCAACCAAUCAAACUUUUGAAAUGACUGGAGAAAAAAAGUCUAUGAAGCUUUAUUUGAUCGUCCCUGAUGAUUGGACCAUCGGUACUUGAAUGCCAUUGGUGAUCAGGGCGCCGGUACGUAAUCAACUGUUGCAUCAUGGGUAAACGAAAUUCCAUUAUGAAGUGGACCAGCGUGUAAUCAAGGAUUGCACCAUGGAUACCUGGAAUGCUUUCAUAUGUAUCACAUCAUCUUUGUGGCUUUAUGGUCUCACAGAUAUAAGAUUACCAAAGCUGCACUAUGAUCAUAAUCAUUCUUGGAAUCGGGAACUAUGAAAGAUUCUCCAAGAAACAGAUCUUCUAAAAUUUGGGACUCGCUUAGGAGCUGACCAGAGCAAAUACAACUAGCCUGAUGCAAUAAAUUCUAGUUAAUUGGACACUGUCUCCAAAGCGAUGGCAUAGAAAUUGACUUUGGCAGGAAAGAUAGAGGGAAGGAGGGUGAGAGGAAGACAAAGAUUGCUUAGCUUGAAAGAAGAAAUGAAGAAUGGAGUGAGAGACCACUGAUAAUUAUAUAAAACGCACAAAAUAGAGAUGUUUGGUGAGGAUUGGUUGCCUAUGUCAAAGAGAGAGAGAGAGAGAGAAAAAAGAGAGAGGGGAAGGAAGAUUUCAGUACCACAGUACAGGCCAUGUUCACAUUUGUAGACUUGCUACUGCACAAGUCGCUGUAUCACUUGCUUCACAAAUCAUCUGUUAAUGAAAUUCCAUUUUGAGAGAAUAUGGCUUAAAGUUAUUCUGAAUUAUGAACAUGUAUAUGUUAUAGCUUGGUUGUUUUGACCAACAAAAUACAUGUAUAAACAAACAGAGUCUUACUGAAAUUGCAUUCAUUGAAAAGCACAAUCGUACAUUCAACUUGUAAACUUCAUGUUAUUCUGGUGGAUUGGGACAACUAUCUAAAUUUUGGAAUCUUCUGCAACUCAUUCAGGCUUGUUCACACGCCGAGUUUUAAGCGCACUUGAGCUUUAAUACAACACUUCACAUUCUUGUAUCUUAUACAUCCAGUGUUUUGUGUCAGACCAUUGUUGCGCGCAGAUACUUAUUUCCAUUCCCAUUGCCAUUCUUUUACGUUUUCUUUUUACGUUUUCUGCCUUAAGUCAGUGUGAAUGAGCUUUUCUUGGGCCAUUUUAUAUUUUCUACCUUACUCUUAUGUCAGAGAUAAUUAAUGAUCAGUCUUAAACAGUCGGUUUAAGUUUCAUUUGAUUUUUGGUCUUUUGUGUUCUGUCGUCAGAUCCCAAAGAGUAUAUCUUGAGGUUUGUGGAAGAUUAUAAUGUUGUUUCUUUUUAACCAAAUUAUGAUUUCUUAUUGUACAUCAUAAUAUAUAAAUUUUGUAUAAUGGAAAUAAAUUAUUUUAUUGAAUUCAAACUCA
Molecule: messenger RNA, 2515 nt
Organism: Strongylocentrotus purpuratus (purple sea urchin)
Lineage: Eukaryota; Metazoa; Echinodermata; Echinoidea; Camarodonta; Strongylocentrotidae
Product: peroxisomal biogenesis factor 19
Exons: 8
Coding region: 19-1116 (365 amino acids)
Biological process (GO): protein import into peroxisome membrane
Cellular component (GO): peroxisome; peroxisomal membrane
Source: RefSeq, a predicted model, not a curated record